Molecule: messenger RNA, 981 nt
Organism: Durusdinium trenchii
Lineage: Eukaryota; Dinophyceae; Suessiales; Symbiodiniaceae
Source: the annotation of a GenBank genome assembly
AUGGAGGAGCGUAUCAAUCAGACGACGCCGCCCGCAGAAGGGCCAGGUUGGUGGUGGACACACCUCAAGGCCAUCGUUUGCAAAGGCGAGUCGAGGCUGACAGAGGUGGUGGGCCACCUGCCGCCCGGGCGGACGGUCUUCGUGCAGGAGCUGCGGAAUGAUCGCGCCUUCAUCCGUGAGCCGGUGGAGGGCUGGGUCCCUCUGCGGUCUCCCAGUGGGCAGGUGGUCCUCGCGCAACAGGCACCUGCCGUCUCCGAGCCACGCAUCGAGGCGCGGGAGGACUUGCGCCCGGCGUGGGAGGACUUGCACCCCGUGCCGGGCAGCCUCCACGUGAAGCGCUCGAGCAUGCCGGAGCUGCGACGUGGCAAGGGCUCCAGUAAUUUGGCACGGGACUGGGAGGAAUGGCUGCAACAGGCGCGAGAGAGGCAGAAAGGUGGGAGGCUGGAGGGGAGGGAGGUGGAGAAGAGAAUAGAAGUAGAGCCUGAAACCUUGGAAAAGAAGGAUGAGAAGAGCAUCCUUGAGGCCACGCCAGGCACUUUGGAGAGGAGGGCGGCAUCUGGGAUUUCGGGAAAGGAAGAGAAGAGUUUGGGCGAGGCAGUUCCAGGGACACUGGAGAGGAAAACCGUGCCUGGGAUGGAGAAGGAGAAAGCCCUAGCAGAGGCAGCACCUGGCACCUUGGAGCAGGAGGAGACCAUUGUGGCUGAGGCAGUGCCAGAUACCUUGGAGAAUGAGGAGGUGAAGGAGGGUGAGGGCGACCAAGAGAGGUUGGAACAGCAGGAGCAGAGCGUCGUUGAGGCACUACCUGCAGCCGAGAAGCAGGAUGAGAUCAAGAAGACUCAGACAUUUGAGGAAGAGGUCGAGGAGCUCCUGGCCCACAAGCAGUUCUUGGGCAUCCAGAGCCAAAAGCCGCGAGAGGCUGAGCCAGCGGAGUUGCCCAAAGAGAGGCCUGAGAUCACAGAGCAUCCGAAGGCAAGACAAUGA